This is a messenger RNA of Brugia malayi, 1098 nucleotides long. Its product is annotated as Mechanosensory abnormality protein 6, putative. The transcript has 8 exons. Gene Ontology annotation, molecular function: arylesterase activity. Lineage: Eukaryota; Metazoa; Nematoda; Chromadorea; Rhabditida; Onchocercidae. The record is from RefSeq and is a predicted model, not a curated record. Bases 1 to 1098 code for a protein of 365 amino acids.
AUGACUAAUUCAAUAAUAGCAUUAUUAUUGAUUGGAUUAGGUUGCAGUUUACUAAUUCGAUUUAUUUUAUUAUUGGAUAUAAACAAACGUGUUUACAAUCAUACACCUGGCUCAUGUCGAUUUAUUCGUACAUCUACCGGAAUAUUUGCAAAUGGUUCAGCCGGAAUGGUACUCAUUCCGGAAUUGAAUAUUGCAUUGAUAACAAGCGGAUAUGCAAAAAGUCGAGGAGUUAGUAAUAUUACUGGUGCAAUAUUCGUUUAUAAUUUUACGGAAAAUAGAAAUUAUGAAGCUAAGAAAUUGAAAAUUAAAGGAUUUAAUUUGCAAUAUUUUAUUCCAUAUGGAAUUGAUACAUAUAUUAGUCGAGGUCGAAUAACUGUUUAUAUCACUAAUUCUUAUCAGAAUACAACUGAUACUGUGGAAGUUUUUCAAUUUGAUCAUAAACGUUUACUUCUUACUUAUCAAAAAACAAUAAGUAAUGAUAAAUUUCGAAACUUAGCUGAUAUAGCAGUUGUUGGCGCUGAUCGAUUUAUCACCACCAAUUAUGCUUAUUAUCAAAAAUAUUGGAUGCAAAUUAUUGAAUUUGCUAUGCAAUCAUCAUUUGGUUCAAUUGUUUACUAUGAUGGACGACAAGGAAAUUAUCUCGAAAAAUAUUUUCCAACACCAAAUGGAAUUGCUAUAAAUAAGCAACAAAAUCGAUUAUAUGUUGCUAGUACAGUUAACGAAUUUAUACGAAUUUAUCAUUUACGAAAAGAUAUGUCAGUGGUAUUUGCAACUGAAAUUUCACUUCUUUCAUCACCAAAUAAAAUAUUUAUUGAAACUAAAAAUGGAAAUAUUUGGGUAGCACUUCAUCCGAUACUUUAUAAAGCUCAUAAACAUAUGCAAAAUCCAAUAAAUACGGAUGAACGUUCACCAUCUCAAAUACUUCGAAUACGAUUACAGGAUAAUGAUAAGAGUUGGGUGAUAACAGAACCGUAUGCAAAUGAUGGUGCAACAAUAUGUGGUUCAUCUGCUGUUUUAUUUCAUCAAAAUUCUUUACUUAUUGGUAGUUUAUUUGGUCGUACAUUGCAUUGUGAUAUUGAUACUUCUCAAAUUGUAUAG